This is a messenger RNA of Schistocerca serialis cubense, 762 nucleotides long. Its product is annotated as trypsin alpha-like. Gene Ontology annotation, biological process: proteolysis. Lineage: Eukaryota; Metazoa; Arthropoda; Insecta; Orthoptera; Acrididae. The record is from RefSeq and is a predicted model, not a curated record. Gene Ontology annotation, molecular function: serine-type endopeptidase activity. Bases 1 to 762 code for a protein of 253 amino acids. The transcript has 2 exons.
AUGAUGCUGCGCCUCCUCCUCGCGGUCCUGUGUCUGGUGUCUUGUGGCCUGGCCGCCCCCCGGCCGGUCAGGGUCAGGGCCAGAGGGAACGGCCGGAUAAUCGGCGGCACCUUCACCGACAUCGCCAGCUACCCGUGGAUGGUAUCCAUGCAGAUCAACGGCCUCCACUACUGUGGGGCCUCCGUCAUCAGCAGCAACUGGGUUCUGUGCGCCGGCCACUGCAUCUACGGCGCCAACCUCGCCACCUACAGUUUGAGGGCCGGCACCACGACCCGCGAGAGCGGCGGUGUCGUGUCCGCCGUGGCGUACGGCGCACUGCAUGGCUACUACAACCCCACCACGAUAGACUAUGACAUCUCGGUGAUGCAGGCAGCCACUCCGUUCCCCAUCGGUGGCAACAUACAGAUCGUGGGUCUCCCUGCCCAAGGCUACGACCCGCCAGGCGGGCUCGCAGUCAGCGUCACUGGCUGGGGAGGCACGGCCACCACGGGGCCGCCUGCGCCGCCCACGAUGAUGAAGGUGGACAUCAACAUCAUCGACCGCGCGACCUGCGUGACCAUUUUUGGCGUCACCGACCGCAUGAUCUGCGCCGGCGAGGCCGGCAAGAGCACCUGCAUUGGCGACUCCGGAGGUCCGCUCGUCAGCGGCAGCACUCAGGUCGGCAUCGUCUCAUGGACAUACUCACCAUGCGAGGCCCAAGGCGGCGUCUACUCUAACGUCGGCAACCUCCGUUCCUGGAUCACGGCUGCCGCUGGCGUCUGA